GUGCUUCCUCAUGGCCUAUGCCUUCAUGAACUGUUCCUGCUUCGCCUUGACCUGGCUCCACUCUUCCACCUGGCGACCCUCAUGGAUCCAUCAACGUCGAUGGCGCUUGCUGAAUUUGUUGUCUUGCGGAUCCGGUUUCGUGAUUUGUAUUACUAUCAUGAUCUUAGUUCAUCCUGUGUGGGCGAUGGCAGCUUGCUUGAUCGCCAUUGGCCUCUAUGCCUUUGUGAACUGGAAGGUGGAGGCCAAGGAAUGGGGUAGCGCCAUGGAUGGCAUCACCUUCCGCUUGGCGCUGAGUGCACUGGUCCAGCUGGAGCAGAGCCAGCACCAGCAUGUGAACUGGCGGCCGCAAGUGCUCAUUCUCUACCGAAUCCAAAAGGAUCGACAGGGCAUCAGCAGCCAUGAGGGCAACCUACGUUUUGCCUCGCAGCUCCGCAAAGGAAGGGGCUUUUGCAUGGUCGCUUGCGUUCUGGAAUCUCAGGAGCGUGACGAGCAGGCUCAACUCCAAGCUGCACGGGAAAAGCAAGUGAUCAAGGACAUCAUGGUCAACGAGGGCAUUGAAGGUUUUGCAGAGGUUGUCAUUGCGCCCAGCAUGGCCGAAGGUGCCAACUACAUCAUUCAACUCACUGGCAUCGGCGGCUUGGUUCCCAACACAGUCCUAGUGGAUUGGCCAGAGGAGUCAGAAGAUGACAUGUUCCUCGAUUUCGUGAAGAUUUUGGGCUUCGCCAGUACCGCUGAGAAGGCAGUUCUUGCCGUGAAGGGCCUGAAGGAUAUGUCGCUGGAAGAUGUGAAAGGCGAGCAGAGCACCAUUGACGUGUGGUGGAUGAUUCACGAUGGUGGUUUCCUAAUCCUCCUCUCCUGGCUUUUAACGCAGCACCGCAACUGGCGCCAGAGUCAGAUCCGCGUCUUCACCUUAGCGGAGAACGUGUCCGAGGACCGUGCCAAGGCGGCUGGGGAAGUGCUCUCCAGGACCCUUCGCGAGAGACGACUCUUUGACGUGGACGUCGAAGUGAUCCUAGCAGAUGAUGCCAUGAUUGAGCCCUACACCUAUGACUGGACCUUGAGAGUGGAGGGCCGGCAUCAUUUCCUCUCCUCGCGUGGGCAGAAGACGGCUGAGGCGAUCCCCUGGGAGAUCGACGACCUCUUCGUGGUCGACGAGUUGACGGCCACCACCGAGGCGCGCCCCCCGCAGAACUCCACCAGGAGCAUCUGCAGCGUGGGCUCCGGUGCAGCAGCCGAGCCUCCUGGUGGCCUAGUCUUGGUCAGCGACUGCCGCGAGGAACCCUUCGACGAAUGCCGCCGGGGCCACGUGAUGCGCAAACCCAACGAGUCCUUGCCGUCCUUAGGCCAACGUUUGCCGAUGCCAAGCCAUGACUUCACCAACUUGGAGUCGUGCACCCGAUUGAACCAGGUGGUGUUGUCUCGGUCCAGUGAAGCCGAGUUGGUGGUGUUGAACUUGCCACAGCAGUGGGGCACCGAAGCACCGCAAGCGCGAGCCUUCAUGGCGUACUGCAAUGCCCUCACUGCAGGUUUGAAGCGCGUGGUCUUUGUGCAUUCCAGCGGCCACGAGGUUUUUGAUCUCUCCAAUUAGAUCAGCGACAGCGACCACAGCGAUCAGCCCAAUGCGAAAGAUGUGACCUUUUUUGGC
Cladocopium goreaui is the source of this 1645-nucleotide messenger RNA. NCBI's taxonomy places the organism in Eukaryota, Dinophyceae, Suessiales, Symbiodiniaceae. The record is from the annotation of a GenBank genome assembly.